GCUGUAAGCGCGAAAGUACGGGAAACUUCCAGAGACCAUUUGGAAGGAAAACCCGCGAACAGUGUGUCGCCAUCGCCGUUCCAAAAAUGUCCAUUCUCCACUUCCAGCUUCUUCUUCCCACAACAACCAGUUCAUCGAGCUUUCUAUUUCCGCUGCAAUGGAGAUUAUGAUGGAGAAGAAGAAGAAGGAUCCAGGCCAAGAACUCAGAACUAUCAAGCUAUUCUGCCCUUCACUCUCCACCAUUGCUCCAUUCGUUGCAUCGUUGGACCAGUGCAUCGAUAUCGGCUCCAUAGCCACCAUUUUCGGUCUCGAGCCCUCAACGGUGAAACUCAAUGGUCACUUCCUCAGUCGAGGCCUCGAUCUCGUCUCCUCUGUUACUUGGAACUCUCUUCUCUCUUUCUUCUCUGCUAAACGGCUGCCUACUGGAGGCUCCGAUGAUGAUGCACUUGUUGUUGAUGGAAAGCUCUCUAAAAUUGGCGUCAAGAGAGCUCACUUCCCUCAGGAAAUUGCAAAUGGGGAUUGUUGCGAGGCUGAUGAAGAAGAUGGCAAUCUUAAUGGUGGAAGGCUAAAACCAGAAAGCAACCUGGUCAAGAAUAAAAGGUUGAAGCAUAUGAACUCAGGAAGCAAACGUAUAGAUUCUCCAGUAUUGAAAUGUAGUCCCAAUGAUUAUAAAAGAAAACAACACAUGGAAGAAGUCAUCUUGCUCAAGAAAUUGAAGUUAAACGAAACUAAAUCAGGUUUCGACGAAUUAUCCGAUGCAGGCAGAGAAAUAAACAACACGGCCAAUAGCUUCCCACGGAUGAUGGAUCAAUAUAGCAAGUAACAGAUUGUUCAUAAUGGUACUCAUGGCAGUCUGCCAACCACAAGAAGGAAGAAGCUCAUUCCAAACCUUGCUACCACACUCGCAUGAUGCAUUUUUCACGGAGAAUUUGCAGGAAUCGAGUUUCCAAUGAGAGAAUCUUCUCAUUUUUAUAAAAAAUUAUUCGCUUCAAAUUUCAAUAUUAGAACUUAAUCUUCCAUACUUGAUAUACAAAAAGUGAAGCAGAGUUGAGAUGGGAAUGGGGACGAGGAAUAUAAUCCUCAUCCCUACCUACCUCCGUUUAGUUCACUCA
Molecule: messenger RNA, 1112 nt
Organism: Cucurbita pepo subsp. pepo (vegetable marrow)
Lineage: Eukaryota; Viridiplantae; Streptophyta; Magnoliopsida; Cucurbitales; Cucurbitaceae
Source: RefSeq, a predicted model, not a curated record